This is a messenger RNA of Symbiodinium necroappetens, 1278 nucleotides long. The record is from the annotation of a GenBank genome assembly. NCBI's taxonomy places the organism in Eukaryota, Dinophyceae, Suessiales, Symbiodiniaceae.
AUGGAGGCUCCUUACGAUGCGAGGAUACCGAAAGUCGUUGCUGAUAUCACAGAGGGAAUUCAAGAUGAGAUGCUGGCAGCUGUGUCCAGCCACAUGCGCAACGCAGCUGCGGCCUGUGCAGAGAUUUGCGCCGCACGCAUGCGAUUAUUGCAGACAGCGCUUUCGCGCAGCUUAGAUGAGGCGCGCCGGCAGCAAGUCUUUGCACAGCCUCCGCUGUCUACGAGCUUGGCUUCGUCACAGGACACGAAGCGAGCAACGCUGGUGAGGCAAAUCCGAGCCAAGCUUGACUCGCAGGGUGACACGCCUGCAAGUUUCUUACGAGCUCGGUCGGUGGCAGCAAGCCAAGGGCUUCUCAACCGGGAUGAGUUCGUGGCCUGCAUUGCUUCGCUGAACCUUGGAGUGAGUCACACAGAUGUCUUGGAGCUCUUUGCCUUUGCUGUCGGCAGCAACGAGAGGGACACUGCUGUGCUGGAGGAGAUUACACAGGCGCUCGAAAUGUCCAGCUCUGCUCCUGCAAUAGCAAAUGGCUGUUCCCAUCACGGCUGCGCCAAUGGUUAUAGCAGCUCACCGCUGAGCCCUGAGGCCGAGCGAGUCGUUGGACGUGUUCGAAGUGCCGUCGGACGGUCCAACCGCCCGUUCGAGGAGGUCUUUCGUGGAUUCUGCAAGUCAGGCGGUCGAGGAGCUACAAUCAUGAGCCGGGCCGACCUCGCGCGAGUGCUUUCCACCUUUGAACCCGACAUUGAUCCAGAGGUAGUUGCGCGGCUCUGGCGCAUCACCGUUCCAGACGGCGCCCCCGGCCUGGACUUCGGCAACUUCUGCACUUGGUUCUGUCCCGGAGGGCGAGCGUUGCCUGGCCUUACCUCUUUUGCUAGCAACAUGGGGGAGUCGCAAAUGCUGUCCCAACUGCUUGAGAAGAGCAGCGGGCUGUCAAGAACGCCCAGCGGGGGUUUGCUGUCUCCGAUGUCCGCUUCGUUGCCAAACUUGCAGCUCGAGGGACUGCCGCUGUCUCCGGGAGCUCGUCUGGCAAACACGCUGGCACCGGAGCAGCUGUCAGACUGGCGUCAGGGAGGGCCCAGAAGCGCUUGGCCAACAUGGCCAGCUUUGGAGGCCGCGCACGUCCAACCGCCACUUUCAGCUAGGUUGUCUCUGUUAUCACCGGAGGAUUUUCCGGCCAUUGCCUGCUCGGGUCGUUUGCAGACCUACAUCGUCUCCAAGGGCCUCACUGUGAAUUCUGCCUUCGUCCUGUACGAUACGCAUAUGGAGCAGGCCAGAGGCUAG